Loxodonta africana (African savanna elephant) is the source of this 2853-nucleotide messenger RNA. RefSeq names its product diphthamide biosynthesis 1 (gene DPH1). Gene Ontology annotation, biological process: protein histidyl modification to diphthamide. Bases 1702 to 2721 code for a protein of 339 amino acids. The transcript is spliced from 12 exons. The record is from RefSeq and is a predicted model, not a curated record. NCBI's taxonomy places the organism in Eukaryota, Metazoa, Chordata, Mammalia, Proboscidea, Elephantidae. Gene Ontology annotation, molecular function: 2-(3-amino-3-carboxypropyl)histidine synthase activity.
ACUACAACUUUGAGAUCCCCAAGACCAUCUGGAGGAUCCAACAGGCCCAGGCCAAGAAGGUGGCCUUGCAAAUGCCAGAAGGCCUCCUCCUCUUCGCCUGCACCAUUGUGGAUAUCUUGGAAAGGUGAGGCAGUUGCUGGUGCUGGAGAGGAAACUGGGCCAAGACCCUCCCGGUGCCAUCACAGCUGUCUUUUGGCAUCUUCUUUCCUUCUAGACCUCUGUGUAUUCCCCCUCACCACCCCCCCAACCACACACAUACACACAAAGGAAAAAACCCAAACCAUACACUCAGCCCUGCUGAGAUCCCUGUUUUUCCUUAUAAAUCACUCCUCCCCCCUCAAAAAUUGGUCAAUUAAUUCCAGUGUCUUCAAAGUCUGGCCCAGAGCAGUUGAUGGGGCCUGGGGAGGCACCUAAGAAUCCUCAGAGCUGACCCUGGCAUGGGCUGAUUGAUCAGCAGAGAGUCUGGCUAGGGACCCCUUUUUCUUUGGCACAUUCUGGCAAGGGUGGGUUUGCGAGGAGGAGAAGUGUGCCUAGGAGAAGGUAUUGAGUUCCUCUACUCCCCCUAUUCUAAGUUUCUUCUGUACAAUGAGCCAUCCUUGGGGAGGGGGGAGUCAGUUCUCAGCCAUCUGGAACCUCACUGGAACAGGGAUGGGGAAUGAAGAGAGGGGAGGUUAUCUCGUGAUAGGAACCUCCCACUUCCCUGCUGCUGCCCUCCCCCCAUCCUGCUCCCAUCCCUCUGCUGCCACAGACUCACUUCCCUGCUCCCACCCUCUUGCCCCUUGGGGAUGCUCUCUGGGGCUUGGGCCAAUUUGCAUACAUUUUAAUCUAUAAAAAAUUAAGUGCUCCAGCUGACUCAGCCGCCUGGGCUGCAUUCUAAGGAGCUGAAUAAUCUGCUUCUGUGCACAGCCUGAUUUGGGGGAAGGGAGGGGGGUUGGCUGGCAGUAGCUCUGCUUCCCCCACCACACCCCUAAAAGAGGAAUAGGAGGACCCCAGUCACUGAGCCAGGCCCUAGGCCCAGGGGCGAGUCUAUCCCUGGGAAGAGCUGGUCCUCCUGUUCCACUCCUGUGGCGAGUCAAGGGGUGCCAGGUCUCCCCUGCCCCCCACCCCACCCCCGCUCCCCCAGUGAUUCAGGCCUGGCAACAGAUCCUAUGGCAAUGUGCUGGCCAGAGCCCACUCUUCCUGAAGCAUGAGUCAGGUGGGCGGUGCCAUGUGCUGUGGGGGAGCUGGGCUUGGGCCCCCCUAUCCUGGGCACCGAGGGCCCUGCCUAAUGGUGGGGAGGGGGCAGGGGGCCAGGGCGAAAGGGGAGGUUGUAUGUAUCCAUACAUCCAUGCCCCCACAGGCCACAGCGCAAAAGUGUGGGAGUGGGUGCCUUUGCCUGUGCACCCAGGUGUGGGAGUGGGUGUCUUUGCCUGUGUGUCCAUGUGUGGGCUCAUUGCUCUGGGUGGGGUGGGUUCAGGUAGCUGCAGGCCCAGGUGGUCUGUGUUUGACCCUGUGUGUGCCGCUCCCAGUGUUGGGUCCCUCUUCCAGUCUGAGCCUGGGCAGAGGAAUCAGGGUGUUGUAGAGACCAUGCUUGUGCAGCUACAGUUCCAGGAGCUGCUGCUGGGCUGAGGGAGGUGGCAGCUGGUCCCCUCCUACUCUUUGCUGGCAGAAGUGGUGGCUGCCAACCUAAGGAAUCGAGAGAGGUUCACAGAGGCCGAAGUGAUGGUGAUGGGUGACGUGACCUAUGGGGCUUGCUGUGUGGAUGACUUUACUGCGAGGGCUCUGGGAGCGGACUUCCUGGUGCACUACGGCCACAGCUGCCUGGUUCCCAUGGACACCUCAGCCCAAGACUUCCGGGUGCUGUAUGUGUUUGUGGACAUCCGGAUAGAUACCACCCACCUGCUGGACUCCAUCCGUCUCACCUUUCCCCCAGCCAGUGCCCUUGCCCUUGUCAGCACCAUUCAGUUUGUGUCCACCUUGCAGGCAGCUGCCCAAGAGCUGAAAGCUGAGUACCGUGUGAGCGUACCACAGUGCAAGCCCCUGUCCCCUGGGGAGAUUCUGGGCUGCACAUCCCCCCGACUGCCCGAAGAGGUGGAGGCUAUUGUGUAUCUGGGAGAUGGCCGCUUCCAUCUGGAGUCUGUCAUGAUUGCUAACCCCAGUAUCCCUGCUUACCGGUAUGACCCAUACAGCAAAGUCCUGUCCAGAGAGCACUAUGACCACCAGCAUAUGCAGGCCACCCGCCAAGAAGCCAUAGCUACUGCCCGCUCUGCUAAAUCCUGGGGCCUCAUCCUAGGCACCUUGGGCCGCCAGGGCAGCCCUAAGAUCCUGGAGCACCUGGAAUCUCGGCUCCGAGCCUUGGGACUUCCCUUCCUGAGACUGCUGCUUUCGGAGAUCUUCCCCAGCAAGCUUAGCCUACUUCCUGAGGUGGAUGUGUGGGUGCAAGUGGCAUGUCCACGGCUUUCCAUUGACUGGGGCACAGCCUUCCCCAAGCCGCUGCUGACACCCUAUGAGGCGGCCGUGGCCCUGAGGGACAUUUCCUGGCAGCAGCCCUACCCCAUGGACUUCUACGCUGGCAGCUCCCUGGGGCCGUGGACGGUGAACCACGGGCAGGACCGGCCCCCCAAGACUCUGGGCCGGCCCGCCCUGGGGAAGGUGCAAGAGAGGUCCACGGGUCCCUCUCCAGCCACAGGUUGUGAAGGUUGCAGUUGCAGAGACGAGAAGGUAGCGCCGCUCGCUUCUUGAGACCCUUCAGGGGCGCAGGGCCAUGCCCUCCGGAGGAGCAGCCCCGAGGCUGGUGGUUCUCUGAGGAGGCAGCCGUUUUCUCUGCGCUGGAAGAGCCCACGGUGUGCAGGGGACUGGAGGAAGCCCUGGAAG